Penicillium salamii is the source of this 1551-nucleotide messenger RNA. NCBI's taxonomy places the organism in Eukaryota, Fungi, Ascomycota, Eurotiomycetes, Eurotiales, Aspergillaceae. The record is from the annotation of a GenBank genome assembly.
AUGUUGAUCUGGGGCUUUUUCACGCUCUUGAUUGCGGCCGUUGCUGCACUCCAGAGUCCACACCACAAGGCUGCAUCGGCGAAACGGUCUGCCAAGGUUCUGCGGAAGCGAGAGUUAUCUUCUGGUCGCGAGCAUCAGUAUCUGACCAACCAAACUGCGAAAUUCCAGGUCAAUGGAACCCAUUUCCCUCACGUGCCGUUUGAUAUCGGCGAAAGCUACGCCGGUCUACUUCCCAAUACUCCCAGUGGAAAUUCAAGUCUGUUCUUUUGGUUCUUCCCUUCUGAAAACCUAGCUGCAGACAAGGAAAUUACCAUCUGGCUGAAUGGAGGCCCCGGAUGCAGUUCCCUUGAUGGUCUUCUGCAAGAAAAUGGCCCAUUCCUCUGGCAAUCGGGUGUUUACGAGCCCGUACGAAACCCUUACUCGUGGACCAAAUUGACAAAUCUCGUCUACAUUGACCAACCCGCUGGAACUGGAUUUUCUCCACGACCAUCAACAGUCCAAAAUGAAAUUGAUGUCGCCAACCAGUUCAAUGACUUCUGGAAGGGAUUUAUUGAGACUUUCAGUAUGCAGGGUUACAAGGUCUACAUCACCGGGGAGAGCUAUGCUGGCCAAUAUAUUCCAUAUCUGGCUGCUGGCAUGCUCGAUCGCAACGACACCACACAUUUCAACCUCCAGGGUAUCCAAAUCAACGACCCAUCUAUCAACGAGGAUAAUGUCAUGAUUUACGCCCCGGCCGUAGCAGCAUUGAACCACUAUGCCUCCGUCUUUGGCUUGAACGACACCUUCAUGGCGGAAAUCAACGAGCGCGCCGACAAAUGUGGCUACACCAAAUUCCUCGACUCUGCCUUGCAAUACCCGCCUCCUGAGAAUUUCCCCAUCGCACCAGACCCCAAAGAGCCAGGCUGCGAUGUAUGGGACCAAGUCGUCAAAGCAGCAACAUACAUCAACCCUUGCUUCAACAUAUACCACCUCACAGACUUCUGUCCUUUCCUAUGGAGCGAAAUGGGCUUCCCAUCACAAGCAGGCGGACCAAACAAUUACUUCAACGAGACAGCCGUUCAAAAAGCCCUUCACGUCCCACCUACCAACUACGCCGUCUGUGCUAAUGGUGUCUUCCCUGAAGGCGAUAAUUCCCCACCAAGCGCCCUCGGCCCUCUACCCAGUGUCAUUGAGCGCACGAACAACGUUCUCAUUGGCCAUGGGUGGUACGACUACCUACUCUUCCUGAACGGCACCCUAGCUACCAUCCAGAACAUGACUUGGAAUGGUGCGCAGGGCUUCCAGAAGCCACCCAUCGAGCCAUUGCUUGUGCCAUACACGGAUAAAUUAGAUCAGAUUGCCAAUGGCCAAACGAAAAUACCUUGGACUGCUGAUGCUGGCGCUGGAAUACUUGGAACUGCCCAUACUGAACGUGGCCUGACAUUCAGCUCUGUCUAUGGAUCUGGCCAUGAAAUUCCUCAGUAUGUCCCUGGCGCGGCAUACAGACAGCUAGAGUUCCUUCUUGGGCGGAUCAAGAGUCUUCAGGAGAAGGGAAACUACACUGCACUGUAG